AGCAGUGAAGCAGUCGUGCGUUCACAUGUAUUUCUCCCGUGGAAUGCCUUCCCAUCUCCUGCGACGGCAUGUUCUUCUCGUGGCGACCUUCGUCCUCAUCGCGCCAGGUGUGUUGUGUGUUGUGUGUCUGUGUGGCACGACUCACACACGCACAUGAGCCACGCUGCGGCGGGGGCACGUAGAUCUAUCUCAUCACACGUUGAUUGACUCUCUGUUGGUUGCUGUUUGUUUCUUGAUUCAGUUGUAGCACCUCCGGGUGGUCCGCGCGGAGGAGGGGGGCCACGAGGAGGUCCUCGUGGUCCUCGCGGCCCUCCUCGCGGCUUUCGCGGCGGGGGAUACAGAGGGGUAUGAAGGACGGGGCACGCCACACAAAUGAGUACUUUUGCCGAUGUGUGUGUAUGUGGUCCUGCAGGGAGGGGGGCCUCGUGUGCCAAUCCAGUCGCGUCCAUCGUCCCCCUCUCGUCCGGUGCAGCCAACACGCCCGGCUUCACCGCGGCCACAGCAACCAGCACCCCGGCCUCAGCCUCAGCCGACUCGCCCGUCGGGACAGAUCAACCCGGACAUCGCCAACCGAGCGGGGGAAGUGGCCAGGUCAGUGGCUGACACAGGCAGGCAGGCAGGCAGGCAGGCAGGCAGAGGAAGGAUGAUCGCAUAUCAUGCAGUGGGAGAUACACUAUCUGUGUUCCCGAUCCAUCAGACAAUGGGACCGUGGCGCCCGUCCUGGUGAGCCCAUCGGCAGGCCGGCGCCCAGGCCCCCAGCUCUCGGUGACCGCCCAGGGCCAAGACCACCUGCUGACCCUGCUGGCAGGGGACCUGCCGGUAGACCGCGGCCACCGGUGCGUUCAGUACGCCAGCAGGCAGCCAGGCCAGGCAGGGAUAUACACACGGAUGGGUGCAUGGCAUUGUGAGUGAUCGAUCGAUGUGUGGCUGCGGAUAUCAGUCCUUCAGUCCCGAUGUGGCCCGUGCGGCGGCGCGUCCUCGACUGCCAGUGGCGAGGCGUCCCCUGCCGCCGGCCCGACCGGGGGUCAAUGCGCCCGGACAGGUGCCUGUGAGGCCGCCAAUCAGAGACAGAUCGCCAGUGCCGCCAGGUACGUGGAUGCCUUAUGGGUCAGAUGCGCAGACAUACACACAUGGAUACAUCGAUGGGUCUGUCUGUCUGUCUGUUUGUUUGUGUUCCAUCAGGCGUGGCCCGGCCGCCCUUCGAGUAUAACCCCAGGUUUUGGAGUUUUCCUGGAGCGCGCUACCCUCUACCGACCAUCGUCCCCAGCGGCCUUGCUGUGGGUGUGGGGGUUGGUGUGGCUGUCGGUGGGGGCUGGGGUGAUGACUAUAGCGGGUGGUGGUACCCCUACGGUCAGCAAGCAGCCUGUUGCAGCACACACACAUACAUGAAGGAAAAAGUGUGUGUGUGUGUGUGUGUUUGUGUGUGUGUCACUCAGUGGGCUACGGUGGUUACUAUGAUGAUUAUGGUUACGGCUAUGGCACGACCAACUACUACGCCACUGCGUGUGGUGAGGGGGGUGCCGAGUGCUCAGAUAACGUCCAGUGCUGCUCGGCCAGCUGCUACGACGGCAUCUGUAAGCACACAACACACACUGCAGGACGCAAGACGACACCAACUGGGAGGCCGAGCUAAUGUGUGUUGUCUGUCUGUCUAUCAGGUGAGACCACUGAGAGUGCAGGAGAAGCCCCGCCCACGUCGUCGUCAGCAGAGCAGUACAGCAACCCGGGCUCGUAUCUGCCACCCUCCGACCUGCCCUACCCCCAGGACCUCUUCGUGGGUGAAGAGGGCGUCGAACCGCCGCCUGCUGGGUGGGAUUACCACACACACAUAUAGACACACACACACUCACAGAGAGAGAGAAAGUGCUGGCCUUGGUUGUGUGUGUGUGUGGUGGGCAGGUUCAUUCCUGUAGAGGGCGAAGAGGUGGAGGUGCCAGGGCUGCAGGAUGCGCAAGGAGAGCUCCAGUACUACAACGGGACUUACUUCUAUACUGUCGGUACGCAGACAGACAGGCAGACGGAUUGACAGGCAGACAGAUUGACGAGCAAACAUACCUAUGCAUGCCUGUGUGUGCACAUCCAUCGUCCGUCCAUCAGGCAAUCUGACCUAUUUCUUCGUCUCUGGCAACACCACCACCAACGGCACAGACGGCGAAGAGACACCAGUAGCGUGAGCGAGCAGUGUAGCGUGUACCACACACCGACACACCAGUCCAGUAUGUUUCUUCCCUCUCUCUUUGCCCCUUUGGUCUAUGUAUCGUCAGUGAGGAGCAGUGCGAUGAGGUUGGCGUUGCUGAGGGCGAGGUGGUGCUCUGCAACGGUACUCAUUUCUUCACACAAGACGGCACCACCUACUACUUCCAGGAGGACAGCGCCUCGCCCGACGGCGGCGUCUGGAUCAGCCAAGAGGACGGAACUGAGCUUCCACAAGGUCAGUCACAUCACUACCCAACCCACCAACAAUGACACCCUCACCGCCCCUCUGUGUCUUUCCUGCCUCUUAUCAACCAACAGAGGCCGAGACAUCCGACGAGUCACGUGCUCUCCAAGUCGAUGAAUAUGAUGGUCCAUUCGCCGAGGCCACCAGCCCCGCACCAGCAGACGACGAGCAAGCCGACGACUCCCUCCCGCCCCACGCCGCCCUGGAGAUUCCCAACGAAGGCGACAACCAGCUCGCGGACGCCCUCUCGGCCGCCAUCGCCCAUCUGGAGGGCAACGGCGGCUGGGCCACCAUCUGGCGUCGGUUCUUCUCGGGCAACCACACCGCGGGCCUGCCGUCUGUGGCUGUGCUGAGCACGGCUGAGGGGGAGUGCUCGGCAACUCUGCCUGACCCGCGGAAUGCCACAGGGACGCUGGCGAGGGUGCUGGACGAAGGGCUGCUGUGGGUGGGGUCGGACUUCGACUAUCCGCCGUUUGCGUAUCGCCUGGCAAACGGGACGGUGUGGGGGUUCGAGGUCGACCUUAUCGGCGCGAUCGUAAAGGCGUUGUCCGACGCAUACGACACACCUAGUGAGUGCUGGACUCUGCACACUGACAACACAAAGAGAGCGCAUUGUCUUGUGUUUCUCUUUGCCCGUCCGUCCGUGCAGUCGAUGUGCAGUUUGUGCACCGACCUGUCGAGACGCACUUUUUCGUCGACUUGGUGGCCCCUCUGUAUGACGAUCACUACGACGUCGUGACCGCGAGCAUCAUCAGGACACCACUCAGACAGCAGUUCGCCGGUAGGUGCCUCAAUGGAUGGAUGGAUGGAUGGAUGGACACACAGCGCACACACAGACGCACAUCAUGCCGUUCAAUGUUUCAAAUUCUUUCUCUGUCUGCAGACUUCACCUGUCCCUACUUAGCGGGCGACAGGACUGCUGUCUUUUUCGGCCCUACCGCAGCCAACCUGACCGCUGUAUCAGAGGACAGCCCUUCUCUGAGUGCGUUUGAGGGUCUGGGUCUCACAGAGGCCGAGCGGCGGGACGUGGGUGCCCUCAACACGCCAGCAGUGAAGAUAGGGAUCAUCGCGGGCAGCACACGUGCCCAGACGGCCAUCUCACUCUUCCCUAAUGUAUGUGUGUAUGUUAGCGAGUGUGUGAGCAACACCGACCCACACACACACAGUGUGUAUGUCUGGGUCGGCCUCUGAUCAGGCCACUUUGGUGCCACUGGUGGGUCUGUCGAGCAUGGCGCACUCCCUCAUCAAUGGGCAUGUGGACGCCCUGCUCUACUCAUGGGAGCUCGUGGCGUGGAUCAAAAAGCUCAACCUCCCCAGGUGUCCGGGGUGCAGAAUCGCUGCCGUCUUCGGCGACGCUGCCCCAAAGAGGUAAGGAGCUUGAUUGAUUGAUGGAUGAGGAUACACCGAGCAGCGUGUCUGUGUCUGUGUCUGUGUCUGUGUGUGGCAUCAGUUUUGUGACGCGCAAGUGGCCAGCGCCUGAGUGGCUGAGCGACUGAAGCCGAGCUGCCGGCAGGCAGGCAGACAGACAGACAGGGCGACAACCAAGUGAUAGUCAGUGUAGUCAUUUCCUUAGGCGGGCACAGACGUACGCGUGUACCCGUACAUCCAUAUUUUGCGUGGAUGUAGACGUGCCUUUUUCCGGGAUGCGCCUCGUCCGCUCCCUCCCGACGCAGCUGCAGGCGCUGUAGAUGGACACCCACAGUAGUGGCUGUAGUGUUCAUUUGUUUUAGUGCGUGUGUGUAUGUGUGUCUCGUGUGUGUGUAUCUCGCGGUCGCGCUCUUUUUCCUCCCUCCGUGGUUGCGUGUGGCGUUGUGGUACCUUUACCCAUCUGUGUGGUGGGGUGGGUGGGGUGGGGUGGGGUGGGCGUUUGUUCGUUUUAUGUGUGCGUUCGUGCCAGCAAUGCACACGCGUGACCGAAGCGCCUCUUGGAUAAGUCAGGUAAGCUUCUCAGCCUUCAGACAGACGGACAGACCUGCGCAUGUGUCAUUCUGUGCGCUCUUAAUUGUGCGGCAG
Molecule: messenger RNA, 4453 nt
Organism: Vitrella brassicaformis
Lineage: Eukaryota; Vitrellaceae
Source: the annotation of a GenBank genome assembly